CCGGUAGUAGUCGGUGUUUUCUGGACGAUGGGUGUCUCGGUUUGUGCUUUUAGCCUGACAGCAGUUAAAUUCAUUGCAUGUCUCGUGAGCUGGGCUGGCAGUUAACGGAUAAAUCAGUCACCAGCUGCAUACCGUUUAAAGGCCGAACAUGUCGUGGAUAAGAGAAGGUGAAUUAAACCUACUUGAAAAGAUUUCAGCCAAUAUCCUGAAGGCUGGACCCAUGCCUAAACAUGUGGCCUUCAUCAUGGACGGUAACCGCCGCUUUGCACGCAAGAAAAACAUGGAGCGCCAAGAAGGGCAUAUGCAAGGCUUCAACAAGCUGGCGGAGACAUUACGUUGGUGUAAGCAUCUGAACAUCCAGGAGGUUACAGUGUACGCCUUCAGCAUCGAGAACUUUAAGCGCACUAAAAACGAGGUGGAUGGGCUAAUGGAGCUGGCCAAGAAGAAAUUUGAAAAGCUGUUGGAGGAACGGGACAAUCUGGAGAAGCAUGGCGUGUGUGUCCGUGUGCUGGGCGACUUGAAUAUGCUGCCACUCGACCUUCAGCAGCUUAUUGCCAAAGCUGUGGUCACAACCAAGGCGCACAAUAAAUGUUUCCUGAAUGUGUGCUUUGCCUACACGUCAAGAUAUGAAAUCACCAAUGCUGUGAGAGAAAUGGCUUGGGGAGUGGAGCAGGGCCUGAUCAAAGCAAGUGAUGUUUCAGAGGCGUUGCUAAGUGAGUGUUUGUACAGCAAUAAUUCUCCCAAUCCUGAUCUGCUCAUCCGCACCUCUGGAGAGGUGCGACUCAGCGACUUCCUUCUCUGGCAGACGUCCCACUCCUGUCUAGUGUUUCAGUCAGUUCUGUGGCCGGAGUACUCGUUCUGGAACCUGUGUGAAGCCAUUCUCCAAUAUCAAUUAAAUCACAAAUCCAUUCAGAAAGCCAGAGACCUCCAUGGAGAGGACCAGGCCUUACUGCAGCUAGAGGCGGAUCGAGCCUGUGUAGCCGAGCACAUGCAGCAUCAUGGGAAUGGAAAGCCUGCUGACGCCCAGAGAAGACAGGAGGCACUACUGCACUACACCACCUGCCGGGAAGAAAGGAUUCAGGACUUCCUAGAAGCACUGAAGCACAAGAGAGACUCUUACUUUAAUGACUUAUGGAGCGACGGCAUCUUGGCCUAGGAAGGCUGCGAAGAACAAACCCCCAUGUUGAAGUGGGGAUGAAACGUCUCCUGUCCUCUUCCAGAAAGGGCUUCUGUGGAAAGGUGAACAGUAACUAGGGAUGGUUUCAGUGUGUUACUGAUUUGUACAAGACGAGAGGGCAAUUUUACCCCUAUGGGGCUGUAGAAAAAUUGAUAUUUAUGAUUGUAGAUUCCCCCAGAAAAAGUCUAAUACGUGGAAAUGUCUGGUCAAGAUGUAGUUAGGUAAUUGUGUGAAUUGUCCGUCAAAUGCAUGCCAUUGAUUGGGAGAUCAAAUUGUUUGAGAGAAAGCCAGGGAUCCUGGGUUUCGGUUCCCAAAGAAGCCGUCCAGAUUAAUAUAAAUCAGUACAGUUUUGCGUUAAUGUUGUGGCCAAAAGAAAGUGUUGUUUGUUGAGUGUGACGUUGAAGACAUAACUAGAUUUUGACCAGCUUUCUUUAACAGAAUAAAGCGAUUACUUUAUGUCA
Molecule: messenger RNA, 1638 nt
Organism: Cottoperca gobio
Lineage: Eukaryota; Metazoa; Chordata; Actinopteri; Perciformes; Bovichtidae
Gene: dhdds
Product: dehydrodolichyl diphosphate synthase
Exons: 9
Coding region: 149-1156 (335 amino acids)
Biological process (GO): polyprenol biosynthetic process
Cellular component (GO): endoplasmic reticulum; dehydrodolichyl diphosphate synthase complex
Molecular function (GO): ditrans,polycis-polyprenyl diphosphate synthase [(2E,6E)-farnesyl diphosphate specific] activity
Source: RefSeq, a predicted model, not a curated record